Alternaria incomplexa is the source of this 858-nucleotide messenger RNA. RefSeq lists its product as uncharacterized. Lineage: Eukaryota; Fungi; Ascomycota; Dothideomycetes; Pleosporales; Pleosporaceae. The transcript is spliced from 2 exons. The record is from RefSeq and is a predicted model, not a curated record. The coding region runs from base 1 to 858 and encodes 285 amino acids.
AUGGAUGUCGAUACAAAAAUGACCGAUGCCUCCGAUGUGGAUGUGGUGUCGCGGCUUCUGGAGCUGCCCGGUGAACUGCGCAACCACAUUUACAGCAUAAUCGUCGCCGGAGAAGAAGAUCGAGGGUUCAGGCUGCGCCGCAAGCGCCACGGCCGCUCCCAACGCUCGAAACAUUCUCUGAGAGACCGUCACCCUAGUCGCCAAUUCCUCGGCCUUGCUCAGACAAACCGCCUAUUCCGCUCCGAGUUCUGGCCGCUUUACACGAAAGCCCACCGCCCUAUCAUCAACAUCGAGGAGCUUGCCGAGUACCUUGAGAUCGUUCCGCUCUCUGAUGCAGCCAUCAAUGACUCUAUCAUCACUACUCUGAAAGCCGUGCGCCGCCUCAAGACUCCCAACGCCGUUGAAGCUCCCGGUAUCGAUAUUCGGCCUCUUUUCCGCAUGAAGUGGAAAUCGUUCCCAUUCAUCGUUACCAAACGGUCCACGUAUCGGUAUCGCGACGAGCACGAAAUAUUUCAUUGGCUUGUACACAUGAGCUGCCGCAGGAGCCGGGCCUAUAACAAGGUGCUCAGGAAUGGAGUCGUUGAGAUCUGUUUGCAUGGACGCCAUAACACCGUUGGCGUGUCUCCUGCGGUGGAAGACGUCAUCACAGUACGCCUGGGCGACCUCGUGAACAUGAGACUCAGCGGGGACAGAGUUAGCAUCUUCCAGAGUUUCGUUGAUGCUACGAGAACCCUCCUAGUAUUCGGUUCCUGGAGUUACGCCGUGAUAGAAUGUACUAGCGGUAUGCAGAAAAUGGUUGCGAGAAAGGGACAGCCUAUUCUUGUCGAACAAUUGGAGGAUAUCUCGGAUGAUGAGUGA